AUGAGAAUUUUAGAAGAAGAAAAUUUACUGUCAGAUGAGGAGGAACAGAUAAAUCGCAUAGGUAAUGUACCAUUAAAGUGGUAUGAUGAAUUUGACCAUCAGGGAUAUACAAUAGAUGGAGAGAGACUAUGCAAGAUUUUUGGAAAAUCAGAUUCCGAACUACAAUCAUUAGUAGAUUCAACUAAUCCAGAUGCUUGGAGAACUAUUUUAGAUAUAAAAAAUCAGAAAACUACAAAAUUAACAGAUGAAGAUUUAGAAAUAAUUCAACGAGUGUUAUCACAUCAAUAUGUAAAUCCAAAUUUUGAUCCAGAGGGUUUCAUAGUAGAUUUUGAUAAUAAAGAAGAUAAAAUUCUCCCAGUGUCAAACCGUCCUAUUGCUAAGCGUGGGUUUGUGCCAUCAAAAUGGGAGACAAAGAAAAUAAAUCAUCUUGCCAAACUUAUACGAAUGGGAAUUUUGAAACCAAACAAACAUAGAGAAGAGGAAAUUUUUGAUUUAUGGGGUAUGGAAAUAAUAACUCCAGAGGGGAAUAAUUUGGCUACAUCAAAAAGACCAGCACAUAUUCCUGCACCAAAACUUGAACCACCAUCCCAUAAGUUUAGUUAUAACCCUCCAGAGGAAUUUUUAAUGACUCCUGAGGAAAUAUCUAAUUUACAAGAAAUGGAUGAUAAUGAAAAGGAUAUAAUUCCACAAAAGUAUGAUUGUUUAAGAAGAGUACCAGGGUACAGUAACCUAAUUUUAGAAAGAUUUGAACGUUGUUUAGAUUUAUAUUUAUGUCCAAGGACAAUAAAAUUACGUAUGAAUGUAGAUCCUGAGAGUAUUUUACCACCUACAAUUGAUACAAGUUGUUUGAAGCCAUAUCCUACACAUGUACGUGCAGAAUAUGAUAUUGAUAGUAUCCUAAAAAAUAAUAACAUAAUAAAUAGUAUCAAGACUCCCAUUUUAUCAUCUGUAUCUACUGAUGGACAAUGGAUUGCUAUAGGUUGUGGAACUAUGAUUACAAUAUUUGAAGUUAUAACAACACGUCCAAUAAUAUCAUGGAAUACUUAUGAAUGGAGUAAUGAAAGUAAUAUACUUAAUAGUAAUAUACAUGAAUCUGAAAUUGAUAUAUCUAAAGUUAAUGAUAUAGAAGCAAAUAAUAUUGUAACAUCUUUAGCUUUUCAUCCAAGAUUACCAAUACUAGCAUGUGGCUUGGAAGAAAACUUAUAUAUAUUGGUAUUAGAAUUACCAAAUGUAUCUUAUCAUAUAAAACAAAAAAAAUAUGAUUGUAAUUCAAUUGCAUAUUUAACACCUGCAGAAUUACUUACAGAAGCAAGUAAUUUAUUUAAUAAAGUUGAAUCAAAAUCUAUGACUUUGCUUUCAUGGUCUAAAUGUGAACCACUGUUAGAUAUACCUAUGAUUAAAGUAAUAAUUAAAGUAAAACAUCAAGCUAUCAUUAGACAAUUAAAUUGGCAUAGAAAAGGUAUAUAUUUGGUAUCAGUAUGUCCUAAAUCACCAUCUCCUUCACAUCGUAUUAUUAUUCAUUCUAUUGAUAAAUGUGCUUCAAUUAAAGUGUACAAAACAAAGGGUUUUGUAAGGGUAGUUCAAUUUCAUACAAUAAACCCAUGGCUUAUUAUAGCAACACAAAGAAGUAUACGAAUAAUAGACUUAUCUAAUAGUAGAUCAAGUACUAAAAAAUUAAAUGAUGAUAAUUCUGCAAAACAGUUAGUCAAGAAAUUAGUUGGUAUAGAAAAUCCGACAUGUUUAAGUUUGGACUAUUCAGGACAAUAUAUCCUUGCAGGUCAAAGUAAUGGAAGAGUAGCGUGGUUUGAUCUAGAUUUAGGAAAUCAACCUUACAAACUUUUAAGAUAUAGCGAAACUACAAUUAAACAAAUCCAAUUCCAUCCUAAUAAGUCUAUAAUGUUUUCUGCAAAUAGUAGUGGAGAUGUGAAUUUAUUUUAUUGUAAUAUGCCUAAAGAUAUUAUAAGUAAUCCUGUUCUUAUACCAUUAAAAGUUCUUAGAGGUGCUCAUUCUAACCUUAGAAGUGCAGUUUGGCAUCCAAAACAACCAUGGAUAUUUUGUGCAGGUACUUUAAAUUCCUCUAAAGCAGUUGUUCUUUGGGCAUAG
Molecule: messenger RNA, 2103 nt
Organism: Cryptosporidium muris RN66
Lineage: Eukaryota; Apicomplexa; Conoidasida; Eucoccidiorida; Cryptosporidiidae
Exons: 2
Coding region: 1-2103 (700 amino acids)
Biological process (GO): maturation of LSU-rRNA from tricistronic rRNA transcript (SSU-rRNA, 5.8S rRNA, LSU-rRNA); ribosome biogenesis
Cellular component (GO): PeBoW complex; preribosome, large subunit precursor
Molecular function (GO): ribonucleoprotein complex binding; protein binding
Source: RefSeq, a predicted model, not a curated record